Messenger RNA from Monomorium pharaonis (pharaoh ant), 4090 nucleotides. Its product is annotated as interaptin. The record is from RefSeq and is a predicted model, not a curated record. The coding region runs from base 607 to 3978 and encodes 1123 amino acids. The transcript is spliced from 29 exons. NCBI's taxonomy places the organism in Eukaryota, Metazoa, Arthropoda, Insecta, Hymenoptera, Formicidae.
AUCAGCGUCCUAAGUACGAUUUCAAGAAAAGUCAAAUCAUUUCAGGUCAAAUAGAUUAUUAAUAAUACUACUCAGGAUCAAAUUCAAGAUUACAGAAUCUUAUAAAUGGAAUUGUAAUAAAUUAUAAAUUAAUAUUGACUUUGUGGUCAAUACCAAACUGUAAUUUAUUAAUGUAAUCGAUUAACUAACAGAAUUGCUCGAAGCAAAGCUCUUUCUAAUUGUAAUGAUAUGUCUUUCGUAUUAUAAUUUUAAUAGUAUAUGAUUUUCUUUUUUUUUUUAAUAAUAAGUAAUUAAGUUUCAAAACUGUGGGAAAGAAUGUUUUCACGUGGAAAUAAAUAAUUAAUACGAAUGCUGCGCUGUCACACACUGUCACAUCGAUGUCAUUCCUCUCUUGUUUUGGUUGUCACUCGUGUUAACCGAUUGACCCACCACUUUUUGUUUGCGCCUCGUCCCGUGUGACGUCGCGAUCAUCACAAUCUCGCUAAAAUGGCGAGACAGUGUGUUGACAUUUGACUCCGGACCGGACUCCAAUUCUCGUCUUCAGGACUAGGUGUAGGGAGAGAUCUCAAAUCAUCAAAUCCGGGGGUCGUGUUCUCGCGGGAAGCAAUGCACUCGGUCAACGCCAGCUUAUCGAACUCCUCGGACGUGAGUGACGUUGUCCCCACGUCGUUGGUUAAGCGGGAUGAGGACGGUCGAGCGGUCGACAUGGGAACUGAGGUGCCGUGCGGCAGCGAGACUGACGGCCUACGUAUUCUCGACGAGUUUCGCAAACUGUACGAAAGCCGGAUCGAAAAGAUCGAUCGGGAGUCUGGCGGCGAGUCCGACCGGGUCUCCAUGAAGUUACAAGUGAUGAGCGACUGGAUUAAGGAUUUAGGGGAGCAGAAUGCGAUAUUGGUGCAUACGGUGGAAGAUUUGGAGCAGGCUGCGUGCAGUAGAGUUAAGUUACUAGAAGAAAAACUAAAACAGUCGCAGACGGUCGUGGAUAAUUUAACAAGAUCCGACCAUUCGGAAAAGGUUUUGAAUACUCUUUCAAAUCGCAUCAGUCAGUUGGAAAAGGACGAAGAAUAUCUGCAAAAAAAAAUAGAGUAUCUGCAAAGUGACAUUAGAGGAUUAUUAGAGGUAAUUCGUCGCGCGCGCCGACAGAACGUUUGGAGUCUUGAGGGUAUCACAUUCUUCGAGAUUCAAACCGAGGAUAUUCCAGUUUCAGAUUGUAUCUGCAGUCAGGAGCAGACAGAUAUUGAUCACAUAAAAUCCUUGACUCUACAAAUAGAACAGCUUCAAGAAAAUGAAAGAAAAACGAUCAGAUCUCAAUUGGAAUUGGAAGGCAAAAUAGCAGAUCUUACGACAGAAUUAUCAUUAAAGGAUGAUACUAUAAAAAAAUAUGUGUCUAGACUUCAGUGCUUUUAUGAGAAACUCAAAGAACACGCUAAACAAACAAAUCAAGCUAUUAGUUAUCCAAUGACAAUGACUUCUGAUCAAGAAUGCAAUAUUAUCUUAACACCUGACAUUCUGGAAAGUGUACUAGACGCGAAAGAUAGGGAAAACAAGAACUUACACCGACAACUCCAGGAUGUUGAAUCCAAGCUUAUGGUAUAUACCUACGAGAACAAUGUUGACACGAUUAAUCUACAACUACAGCUGGAAGAAAAAUCUAAAAAGAUUCAACAACUAGAGGACAAAGUAGCUCGCCUCGAAAAAGAAGCUGCAGAUACAAAAGAUACAUUGACGGCGGAGAUCGUGGCGCUGGAAAAACAAAAUUAUCACGCCAAUAUUGGCAAUCUUUUAAAGGACGACCUAAUUAAAGAGAUGCGCAAAGGACUAAAGCAAACCACUUUACAGGAUACAUCUUUUCGCAAAGUAUGCAUUGAUACAAAUAACUCUCCAGAGACAUAUCCUCUGCCUUCAAUAAAUACUUCAAAUUCUAAGGAUGAAUUUAUAUUAUUCCUGAAUAGUACAAAAGCGCAUGUGCAGAAAGAAUGUGAAAUUUUAUCGGAUUUAAAGCUCGAAUUGGAGAAAUUUGUAGAUAAAUCGACUAAAGAUAGUGAGAUGGAUUCUAUUAUAUCUAAUAAUUCCACAAAUAAAAACAAACUUUGUGCAAGUGGCAUGUCGGACAAGUUGGUCAAUUGUAUUGAAAUUAUUACUAAGAUGUAUUUAGAGAGAGAAAAAGAGAUUACUGUUUUUGAUUGUAUGUCAAAUGUUAACAAUACACGACAGUUCAAGUUAAUGGAAGAAUUUAGAAUAUGCACUGUGGAAGCUCAAGCAGCAACAGAAGAUAUUCGCGAGGAAAUAAGCACAGUUAUAUCGACUUUUAAUUUACGGCAUCAGAAUUAUGAAGAUUUGAGCAAAAUGGUUAUUAAUGUACAAAGUUACUUGGCAAAAACGCGAGAAGGGCUAGUAGAAGCAAUCAACAGAUUAGAAUUACAGGAGGAGGAAAGAUUGAGGCACAGCGAGAGGAUCGUGAAUGGCAAUCUUAAACUAAAAGAUAUAAAAAAUGAAAUUAAUCGUGUUCAGUCAGAAUUGUCUCGUUGCAUCAAUGGUAUGCAAGGGAAUGUACAGGAAUGUAAUGAAUCUGAAUAUACUGAAGCAUGCAUUAAUAAUGAUUUACUAACUGUGGUAAUGGAAGAAGUUGAACAAAUAUUGACUAAUUUGCAAUUAUUCCAAACUCAGGGUGGUUGUACGACGUCAAUUCUAAAAGGAUUAAAAAGUCAGUUAUGUACUGUAGAUGGUUCAUUAAGGGAUUUACAGAAAAAAACAAGUGAAGUGUUAUUAAACAAUGAAAUCGCAAAAACGACUUUUUGCGAAAGGGAAAGCAGAUUAGCUAAAUUUGAAGAAGAGGUUGAUUGUGCACAUACAAAAAUGCAAGAUGUAUUGGAAACAUUUCUCUCUACAAAACAGGAGGAAAAGGAGCAGUUCUCUCAUUAUGAUAAUCAGGAAGUAAGUGAAAUAAUAAAAAUGAAAGAAGAUUUACAUAAAUUAAGAAAGGAAUACGAUGAUCUAAAACUCAACAUGAUCCAGCAAACGUGUCAAAUAAAAUAUGAUGAAAAACUAAAUAAGUGGAAAAAUAAUAUAACUGAUUUAGAAGACCAAAUUAGAAUGUUGCAACAUGAGGCAAAAUGUAAACAAGAAGCAAUUAAUUUUUUGAAAAAUAAUAUUCAAUCUAUGGAGAAAGAACUGAUUGCUGCACGAACAAAAGCAGAAAAUUACAGGCAGUGUCACAGCAAAGAUAAUAUGGAGCUAAAAAAGAAGAUUAUAGAAUUAGAAAAUAUUAUCAAAACACAGAAAGAGAUAGAGAAUGAUCUUAGAAAAAAUUUAAAUAAUGUAACGAAUAUUAAGAAAUCUUCAGAAAUUUCAAAUGCUUUCUAUACGGAGUGCGGCACAGAAGCAACGCUUUUACGUUGUGAUUAUCCAUCCAAACACGAGAAUGUAUCUCACUUGUUCAAAACGGUGCAAGAUGCUGUACAAUCUGCAAAAGCAGCGGUUCAAGACUUUGAAAGUGAACUUAAAAAAUUGAUACAUGAAGAAUCAUCUCUCUCCUCCGUUUCGGCAAAAUCUGCUGUAACAUUGACCGAUUCAUUAGGAAAAUGUAGAGAAAAACUGGAUACUUGCUUUCAUGAAUUAAACAAACUUAAAAAUGCUAUAUAUUCGAAAGAAAAACUUUUAGAAAAUAUGGAGGAGGUUGUACGGAUACAACGGAACUCUUUGACAAUGAGCCAAGCGGAAGUAAAAGAUCUGCAUCAAAAGCUGCAAGAAAAGAUAGAUAAACAAGGCCUUACAAUUGCACAAUAUGAGAGAGAGAAGAACGAAUUGCAGAAGCAGAAUGAACUUCAAAUACAAACUAUCGGACACUUACAAAAUGCCGUUGUCGAAGCUAAACGAAAUUUGGAUCAAAUGGCUCAUAAGGCGAUAAGCGAUGUGAGUGAGAUGAGGCCUGUGAUAUCGUCUUCAGCCUUUAGCCAUAGAAAUGUGCAUGAUAUUUAAAUAAAUUUUAAAUAGAUUAAAAUUAUCAUAUAUAGUUUUUGCGCCUCAUAUAUUUAUUACAAUUGUAAAUAUUGUCGAUAUAAAUGCUUAUUAAAAAGGUGAUCCUUGAAUA